This is a messenger RNA of Hyaloscypha bicolor E, 435 nucleotides long. RefSeq lists its product as uncharacterized. Bases 1 to 390 code for a protein of 129 amino acids. NCBI's taxonomy places the organism in Eukaryota, Fungi, Ascomycota, Leotiomycetes, Helotiales, Hyaloscyphaceae. The transcript has a single exon. Gene Ontology annotation, molecular function: serine-type endopeptidase activity. Gene Ontology annotation, biological process: proteolysis. The record is from RefSeq and is a predicted model, not a curated record.
AUGCGCCUUUCGGGGACGUCCGUAGCAACACCCAUUGCUGCCGGCAUUUCUGCUUUAGUGCUUGAAUUUGCGAGACAGGCUUCCUCGGGCCGCUAUCCUGGGCUAAUGGAACUCGUGGCAAGUCCACGGGGCAUGCGACUGCUCUUUAGAUACAUGAGCUCGAGCAGAGACAAUUUCGCCUACGUGGUCCCAUGGAAACUGCUCAGUAUCAAAUCACCACCUGGAGCAAAUGAAGCAAGAAUUUCUAGCAUAUUGCAAGAGGACCUGGACUUCAAUGAUACGAAUCGGGAGGACAUUCAGAUUUCCUCAAACCUGGAACGUGACCGAACUUUGCCUCCACAAUUGGACAGACCGCUAGGCUUUGUUGAGACGACCGAUCCUGCAAGGUAAAUCGCAGAAGACUGGUCGGUAAUAUCAGUUAUAUCCUCUUCAUCA